AUGAACAAGUUAACUUUAUCAGCAAUUUGUGAUACUCGUUGGGCAUGCAGACAUAAAAACUGCAAAGCAGUUAUUGAAAAUUUUAGUUCAAUUGUUGAAGUUUUAAAACAUGAAGUUGAAGAGAACAAUGAUAGAGAUGUUUCUAGAGCUAUCGGUAUUUUAGCUACUAUUCAAAAAAUGGAAUUUGUGGUAAAUUUACAUGUUAUGCACUUUGCAUUGGGUAUAAUAAAUAUUUUAAGUAAUAAGCUUCAAAUUAAAACGGAAACAUUGGGUCAUGCUGCAAGUACUAUUAUGGGUGUUAUUGAAACAUUUGAAGAAAAUAGGAAUUCUGAAAAUUUAAAAAGAAAAAGAAAAGAACCAGACUUAUUAAGAUAUUGUUUAUCGACUACAACAGGUGCUGAAGAUAAUUUAAAUUUAAUCAAAACAGCCAAAGAUUAUUGGAUGUCUCAUGCUUAUUUUCCUAUUAUUGAUGCCAUACUAAAUGACAUGAAAACGAGAUUCUCUGUGGAAAAUUCUUAUUUUAUAAACCACUACAUGGUCAGUAAUUUCACUAAAAUCUCACUAAAAAUUGAAGAAGAUGAUCUCAGGUGUAAAUUUAAAGUCGCUAAAAAAGUUUACGAAAAUCAAAAAGUUGGCAACACUAUACCUAUAAGCUCGGCAACAUGUGAGAGAUCUUUUUCCUCGAUGAGAAGAAUACAUACUUAUCUAAGGUCCAACAUGGAACAAGAUAGAUUUACCAAUUUAAGUAUUAUAAACAUUGAAAGAGAGUUAUCUAACCAAAUUGAUAAUGAACAAAUUUUAAAUAAGUUUGCCGAAAAGGAAGAUGAUGCAAUUAUAAUGAAAUGA
Molecule: messenger RNA, 846 nt
Organism: Acyrthosiphon pisum (pea aphid)
Lineage: Eukaryota; Metazoa; Arthropoda; Insecta; Hemiptera; Aphididae
Exons: 6
Coding region: 1-846 (281 amino acids)
Molecular function (GO): protein dimerization activity
Source: RefSeq, a predicted model, not a curated record